AUGUUGAAUCAUCGGGAGAUGUUAGAUCGCGUCAACUCGGCGGCCAGGGUCGCCAUACUGCUGGCUCUGCUCUGCUUUUGCUCUGCCACCUCUUCCUACUCUUUCCCCGACGACGCGGCCUGUGCCGGUGCGAGUGGCAUGGCGAUGCCGGGUCCGGGUAAUCUCCUCACGGUCGACCAAUCCGGCAAAGGCGAUUACAGGAAGAUCCACGAGGCGAUCGCCGCCGCCCCGGUGAACAGCUCCGCCCGCACUGUCAUCCUCAUCAAGCCCGGAGUCUACAAGGAGAAGAUCGUCGUCCCCGUGGACAAGCCCAACAUAACACUUUUCGGCACCAGCGCCAACACGACCGUCAUCACCUGGAACGAGCCCUGGCUCUCGACCGACACUUCCCCUACCGUGACCGUUCGGGCCUCCGACUUCGUCGCCAGCCGCUUAACGUUCCGGAACACGUUCGGGACCAGCAAGCAGGCCAUCGCGGUGAGAGUCGCCGGAGACAGGGCGGCGUUCUACGGGUGCAGCUUCUCGUCGUUCCAAGACACGCUCCUCGACGACAACGGGCGCCAUUACUACUGCGGGUGCUACAUCGAAGGUGGCACCGACUUCAUAUGCGGGAACGGCCGGGCUCUCUUUGAAAAAUGCCACCUGCACUCCACCUCGCUCACGGGCGGCGCCUUCACAGCGCAGAAGCGGGCGUCCGAGUCGAACUACACGGGAUACAGCUUCGUCCGGUGCAAGCUAACCGGCGUCGGGGUCAGCACCUCCAUCCUGGGGCGUCCAUGGGAGCCCUACUCCCGCGUCGUGUUCGCUCUCACCUACAUGUCCGCAACGGUGAGCCCUCGAGGCUGGAAUGACUGGAACCACACCGCCAACCAGAGGACGGCGUUCUACGGGCAGUACCAAUGCUACGGCCAAGGGGCGAAAACUGAUGGCAGGGUUAAGUGGGCUCGCAACCUCUCGCCAACCGAAGCAGCCCCCUUCAUGACCAAGGCCUGGAUCGAUGGACAGCAGUGGCUUCCGAAGCAGCCCGCUUCAUGA
This is a messenger RNA of Triticum turgidum subsp. durum (durum wheat), 1035 nucleotides long. Lineage: Eukaryota; Viridiplantae; Streptophyta; Magnoliopsida; Poales; Poaceae. The record is from the annotation of a GenBank genome assembly.